GACCUCCGAGACUUGAUCUUGCGGAGAAAAUCGAUCUCAAUCGUGGCAGGAACACUCCCAUUUCGUUUUAAAGCCGGUGGCAGCGGCAAUAUGGCGGCCAUGACCGCAACUCCGCAUCACCAUCGAAGCACAACGAAAAUAUCACAGAAACCAUUCAAAUCACGGCACCUCUCGAAAUCCGCACUGAAGGACAUUGCCAAGGGAAAGAUCGAAAAAGGGGUUAGGAGAACUCCGCACCAACAAGUCAUGUCGAAGCUCGACCGCAAGAAUCAGGCAAAGCAAAAGCGGUGGGCAAAGGACAAAGAAAAUGAGAAAAAGAGCAGCGUGUUCAGUGGCCGAGAUGCAGCCCCAAGAAUUGUUGCUCUGGUCAAUUUGGCAGGCGAUGGAGCUUCAGAAAGAGCGGUGGCAAAAUUAAAUGCCAGUGUUGAUAUCGAUGGACCCGUCUCGCCAGAUAAAGGCAUGGUGAGAGUGCAUGUGGAUCGGUUCAAGCAAAGCAUACUGUACUUCUGUGCGCAGAGAAGGCUACUGGAUGUCCUUGAUGCAUGCAGAGUGGCCGACUUUGUUGUUUUGGUUCUCUCAGCAACGGAAGAGGUAGACGAGUACGGAGAAGAACUGCUUAAAGCAGUUGAAAACCAGGGUAUCUCAAAUGUGGUGGCCGUUGCAGAAGGUGUGGAUAGCAUCGAGCCAGCAAAAAAAAGACCACAGGUUCUCAGCUCACUCAAGUCAUACGCGAGUCACUUCUUCCCUUCUGUGGAAAAGAUUAAUUCACUGGACUCUAGACAGGAGUGUAUAAACACAAUUCGGUCCUUGUGUACCACAGUCCCAAAAGGGGUCAGAUGGAGAGAAGAUCGCAGCUGGAUGUUAGUCGAGGACAUCAUGUGGUCAGACUCAUCUGAUAUUACAUCCGAGACAAGCACGCUUGAUGAAGUAGUUCUGACGGGUGUCGUGAGAGGCAAAGGACUCAACGCAGAUCGUCUCCUUCAGAUUGGCGACUGGGGUAAAUUCCAAAUAUCGAAAAUCACCUCUGCACCUCUUGAAAAGAGCAAGAAAGGAAAAGGGAAUCUUAUGGCCGUGGAUACAGAAGGCCAGGGCGAGGUAUUGGCGGAACCAACUGAUGAUCUUGAUGGUUUAGACGAACUUGCACCUGAAGAGGUUGCAAUGGAAGAUGCUGGCGAUUAUGCUACAUCCUUGCCCCCUUCAGAUCGAAAAGGUGUUUUGUUGGAUGAUCAUCACUACUUCUCGGACGAAGAGACUAGAAUACCUGACCGUAUUCCUAAGCGUCUUCCACGGGGAACAUCAAGAUAUCAAUCUGCUUGGUAUCUUGACGAUGUUUCCGAUUCAGGAUCUGACCUCACUGACUUCGACGAGGACAUGUUCGACGACGUCAAGUCAAAGCGUGAAUUUGACCCGGCAGAUGGAAUGGAUGACGUGGAUAUGGGUGAUGCAAUGACAGAGGCUGGUCCGUCAGAGUAUCCGCGGUCAGAAGCCUUUUUGGACCCUUCACCGGAUGAUGAAGCUGAGCAGAUUGCCGCGUAUCGACGGCAACGCCGAGAAGAAGCACAGGACGAUCUUCAAUUUCCAGACGAGAUAGAACUACAUCCUAACGUACUUGCUAGAGAGCGUCUGGCCAAGUACAGGGGCUUAAAAAGUCUGCGCACCAGCGAAUGGAACACGGAUGAAGAUAAGAUCUAUGAGCCUCCGGAAUGGCCCCGCCUGUUAGAAGUCUCUGACUAUAAAGGCGCACGUAACCGUGUUCUCCGGGAAUCGCUUAUUGGUGGUGUUCAACCUGGCACUAGAGUCAAUAUUCACAUCUCCGCAGUUUCAGUAUCCGUGAAAAAAUCUCAUGAUCCAACAGCGCCACUACCAGUGUUCUCUCUUCUUCGACACGAGCAGAAACGGACUGCAGUAAAUUUCAGCAUCAAUCUCUUGUCCACCGUUUCGAGCCCGCUAAGAUCUAAGGAUGAACUAAUCAUGCAAUGUGGUCCUCGUCGCUUUAUCAUCAAGCCUCUACUCUCCGAUACAGUGAACACACCAAACAAUGUACACAAAUUCCAACGCUAUCUCCAUCCAGGUCAUACAGCUAUAGCGUCAUUCACUGCACCAAUAACCUGGGGCUCCGUGCCUACGUUAUUCUUUCGUCGAAACGAGUCGACUGGAGAUUUGAGCCUUAUUGGUACCGGUACUUCUCUUCCACCGUCUACGUCACGCGUUAUCGCCAAGCGUGUAGUCUUAACCGGACAUCCUUACAAAAUACACAAACGUGUUGUUACUGUUCGGUACAUGUUCUUUAACAAGGAAGAUGUACUGUGGUUCAAGGCGCUGAAACUGUGGACAAAGAGAGGUAGAUCAGGAUUUAUAAAGGAGUCGCUCGGAACUCACGGAUACUUUAAGGCUGUCUUUGAUGGAAAGUUGGAUGCGAUGGACGCCGUUGGUGUUAGUCUGUACAAACGAGUUUGGCCACGACCGGCGAGACUGUGGACAAUAGUAGAAGACGAGGUAGAAGUCAAAAAACCCCAGCUGGCUGAAGCCACUGAUACCAUGGCAGAGUAAUGCAGAGAUCUGCUGCAGUUUGCAGCGAGCGACUGAAAGUCAUCAAAAAUAUAUUGGAGACGUUAGAGACGACACGAGAGCAAGAAAAUAGAUUUCAUUUCGUACUUAAGUAUUUCGCCGAACAAGUCAAAACUGUGGGUAUCAAG
Messenger RNA from Verruconis gallopava, 2696 nucleotides. RefSeq lists its product as uncharacterized. Gene Ontology annotation, cellular component: nucleus; preribosome, small subunit precursor. The transcript has a single exon. Gene Ontology annotation, biological process: maturation of SSU-rRNA from tricistronic rRNA transcript (SSU-rRNA, 5.8S rRNA, LSU-rRNA); ribosome biogenesis; endonucleolytic cleavage of tricistronic rRNA transcript (SSU-rRNA, 5.8S rRNA, LSU-rRNA). Lineage: Eukaryota; Fungi; Ascomycota; Dothideomycetes; Venturiales; Sympoventuriaceae. The record is from RefSeq and is a predicted model, not a curated record. Gene Ontology annotation, molecular function: GTPase activity; GTP binding; U3 snoRNA binding. The coding region runs from base 91 to 2550 and encodes 819 amino acids.